GAGGGACUAAGGCUCAACUGUUCUUGCUCCUCUAAACAAACAUCAUGGCUACACGUGGGGCUGAUGGUUGUAAGUUUAAGAAAAAGAAAAAAGACAAUUUCCUUCGACAAGCUAAGAGACACGCGAAAAGGGGUAACUUUGGCUUAGGGAAAAGAUUAUCUGAAGAAGAGUAUAAUUAUUAUAUGCGUGUGUUUGAGCAGCUGAAACAUGUGGAUGGUGAAGAAAAAGAGAUUUUGGUGAGAAAUUUUUUUUAUGAAUUGGAGCGAGAGGGACAGGUGAAGAGUUUAGCAAGUAACCAGGUUAUAUCCCGUAUUCUUGAUGAUGCUCUGCCUCUAGCUGACAUCAAGCAAGUUCAGGCACUGUCUCAGGUCUUUGCCACUGAUCUCCGACCGACAUGUAUUGAUCCUUAUGCUUCACAUGUUCUGCAGACUUUACUCACACUUUCAUUAAAGUAUGGACAGAGAGGUGCAGUGCAGAAGCGAUGUGAGGAAAAUGAUGAAGGAGAGACUAAGGAAAUAAUAAUUGAAGUUACUGAUGAACAAAGAGAGGAAUUUAACACCUUCAUGAAUAAGGUGGGACGAUUUGUAUACAAUAACUUGGAAGACUUUGUGUGCAACACAUAUGCCAGUCAUGUCAUACGCACUGUAUUAGAAAUAUGUUCGGGUGUGGAACUUCAAGAUUCUGUAAAGAGCAGUCAUCGAGCACAAACUACACAUGCCCUGCAAAAAGAAGUGGGGAAGUUCAUCACAGUUCCUUCUAAAUUGAAGGAGUUGCUACAUGAUAUUGCUGUCAGAUUCACUAAGUUACCAAACCUUUCAGAAAUAAUCCAAUAUGACUGUGGUUCAGCAGUGUUACAGUCUCUGCUCAUGGUUUUAAGAGAUGUUGAAGAGGAACAGUGUCAAACAUUAGUGACUCAUAUUCUGCAGCAUGGCUUGACUGGGGUGUCUGCUUAUUAUGAUGAUGGUAGCAAUUAUGAAGGUGUGCCUGUUGGUUUGCCUACACUGUUCCAAGAUAAACCAGCCUCACGCCUGCUGGAGGUCAUGAUAAUGUCUUCCACAGCUGAACAACAAAAAGAAAUUUUCCAACAGUAUUUCAAGGGAAAUAUGAAGACGCUAGUUCAACAUCAUUCAGCAAACUUUGCUGUACAGAAGCUUUUGUCAUCUUGGAAAGAAAAAGAUACGUUUGGGGAGCUGUUUGAAGAAGUGUGUGAAGCAUUAGAAGCAGCAACUGAGGCUCAACAUAUGGGUGUGGUUCAUGCACUUAGCCAGGCAUGUCGCAGACUCUCCGCUUCCCAGUCAAGAUGUAUGCAGGCUUUGAUGCAGUUACUUGGGUGCUGGGAGCCAGAAAGAUUGCAGGUACAGUUUGCUCCAAUGCUGCUGCGGAUGAUGCCUUAUAAGGAGUAUCAGGCCAAACACUCAGAGGGUAACUUGCCUCCUAUAUCUCUACAAGGUGCUCUCACUCUCCAGGAGCUACUACAUUUCCAUAAGCCUAUCAAGGUGGUGAACAGCUUACUUGACAUGAGUGUAGCAGACCUACAGGUGAUGGCCUGUGACCCCCGUGGCUCUCAUGUUGUUGAUGCCUUUGUUUUGAGCACCUUUUUGGGGGCUAAAAAUCGAGAAAAAUUUUUGAAUAGAUUUAAGGGAACGUGCACAUCACUUGCUUGUUCCAAGCACGGCUCCCGUAGCUUGGAGGCAUUGUGGAAAGUGGCCAGCACCAAAAUCAAGACACAAAUAUGUAGUGAACUUGUUGUGGAUGAGUUGAAAUUGAAGGGCAGUCCAUUUGGAAUUAUAAUUUAUACAAAUUUUCAGGUUCAUAUGUUCAGAAGAGGAGAUAAAUCUGACUGGCAAGAGCUCAUAGACAAGGCAGAGAAGAAGCGAAAACUGUUUGAUGAUUUGUUGGUGGAAAGUGGAGGUGAGCAGAAAAAGAAGAAACACAAGAAGAAAGAGGUCACUUGAUUUCGUUGAAGAUAUUUUCAUCGAUACAGUUGGUAAUUAUUCAGAUUAGAAGACUUUUAAAUCAUAUUAAUUACCC
Homarus americanus (American lobster) is the source of this 2031-nucleotide messenger RNA. Its product is annotated as nucleolar protein 9-like. The transcript is spliced from 12 exons. Gene Ontology annotation, molecular function: RNA binding. The coding region runs from base 45 to 1955 and encodes 636 amino acids. The record is from RefSeq and is a predicted model, not a curated record. NCBI's taxonomy places the organism in Eukaryota, Metazoa, Arthropoda, Malacostraca, Decapoda, Nephropidae. Gene Ontology annotation, cellular component: preribosome, small subunit precursor; 90S preribosome; nucleolus. Gene Ontology annotation, biological process: endonucleolytic cleavage in 5'-ETS of tricistronic rRNA transcript (SSU-rRNA, 5.8S rRNA, LSU-rRNA); endonucleolytic cleavage in ITS1 to separate SSU-rRNA from 5.8S rRNA and LSU-rRNA from tricistronic rRNA transcript (SSU-rRNA, 5.8S rRNA, LSU-rRNA); ribosomal small subunit export from nucleus.